Molecule: messenger RNA, 1056 nt
Organism: Leptosomus discolor (cuckoo roller)
Lineage: Eukaryota; Metazoa; Chordata; Aves; Leptosomiformes; Leptosomidae
Source: RefSeq, a predicted model, not a curated record
AUGGGACACCCGGGCAUGCCACAUUAUCCUCCCAUGGGGAUGCACCCCAUGGGUCAGAGACCACCAAAUAUGCCGCCAGUUCCACACGGUAUGAUGCCUCAGAUGAUGCCCCCCAUGGGAGGACCCCCGAUGGGGCAGAUGCCUGGAAUGAUGCAGUCAGUAAUGCCUGGAAUGAUGAUGUCUCACAUGUCCCAAGCUGCUAUGCAGCCUACAGUUCCGCCAGGGGUGAACAGUAUGGAUGCGCAAGUAGGCGUAACACCACCUGGAACUCAGACAACGCAUCCUGUAGUUUGCGCAGCCCAGCAAACCGCCACAACCAACAGUUCUGUUAACGAAGAGCACUCUAAACAGAAAUCUACAUGGACAGAACACAAAUCACCGGAUGGAAGAACAUACUACUAUAAUACUGAAACAAAGCAGUCUACGUGGGAGAAGCCAGAUGACCUAAAAACACCUGCUGAGCAAUUGUUGUCCAAGUGUCCCUGGAAGGAGUAUAAAUCUGAUUCUGGAAAGCCCUACUACUAUAAUUCCCAAACAAAGGAGUCGCGCUGGGCAAAACCCAAAGAGCUCGAGGAUCUUGAAGCAAUGAUUAAAGCUGAAGAAAACAGUGCUGCUUCAAAGAAGGAGGAUGAUGAUGCCCAACCAGUUAAAAAAACCUAUACAUGGAAUACAAAGGAAGAAGCAAAGCAAGCAUUUAAAGAGCUCUUAAAAGAAAAGCGAGUACCAUCCAAUGCUUCGUGGGAGCAAGCUAUGAAAAUGAUCAUUAAUGAUCCUAGAUACAGUGCUCUGGCAAAACUAAGUGAAAAAAAGCAGGCCUUUAACGCUUACAAAGUUCAAACAGAAAAAGAAGAGAAGGAAGAAGCGAGAUCAAAAUACAAGGAAGCUAAAGAAUCCUUCCAGCGUUUUCUUGAAAACCAUGAAAAGAUGACAUCCACAACGAGAUACAAAAAAGCUGAACAAAUGUUUGGGGAGAUGGAAGUCUGGAAUGCGAUAUCUGAGCGUGAUCGUCUUGAAAUUUAUGAAGAUGUCUUGUUUUUUCUGUCUAAGAAAGAGAAG